Melampsora larici-populina 98AG31 is the source of this 363-nucleotide messenger RNA. RefSeq lists its product as uncharacterized. The record is from RefSeq and is a predicted model, not a curated record. The coding region runs from base 1 to 363 and encodes 120 amino acids. The transcript is spliced from 3 exons. Lineage: Eukaryota; Fungi; Basidiomycota; Pucciniomycetes; Pucciniales; Melampsoraceae.
AUGUUAGAUUUGCCAAGUUUAGAGCAAUUUGCUCUGGUUGAUCAAAGUACUGUAUUUCAUCUUGUGAGUACCAAUACUGAAGUGCCUCCCAAGGGUACUGUACUCAGUACCAAUAAUACAGUCUGUGAGAAAUUCCUGAGUCGACAUACUCAUUAUCAAACCACAAUUGGUGUGGUGGACUCUAGAUCUGGACUACUGCUUGGCAAUGAUUGGAUGAGUCCUACUCAUCCGGGAUGGGGAAAGUUAUCAGGCCAGGCUCAAGCCGCUAAGAAAUCUAAUGCCCUUCUGAAACAUCUCCACUUUUAUGUCAUAUCUACACCUAUCUACACACAUUUAGAUAAAGGAUUUAGAUAUAUCAAUUGA